AUGAACAAGAUAAUUUUCAUCUUAUGUAUUUUGGAUCCACGUUACAAGCUCGAAUCAGUGGGUUAUGCACUUGUAAAGAUGUUUGGUGAAGAUCUGGGGGCAACUAUACAAGCAGAAGUGAAGAAGUACAUGACUUCAUUAUUUAGUGAGUAUGUAAAGUCUAGCUCAAAAGGUGUCGUGCUUGCUUCAUCUUCAGAUUGUUCUUCAUUGGAUACUUCUACUUCCGGGCUUUCUGACAGUCAAGUAAGCACCCAAAAUACAGGACUUUUAGAAUCACUAUUGCAAGAUAUAAAAAAAUAUAAAAGUGAGAGUGGAGGUGUAGAUACUAAAACAGAGUUAGAUAAAUAUUUUGGUGAAGAAACUGAGGAUGACACUAAAGAAUUUGAUGUUCUUCUCUGGUGGAAAUUAAACUCAACUAGAUUUCCUGUUCUUGCGGAGAUGGCUCAUGAUGUAUUAGCGGUUCCGGUUUCAAGUGUGGCAUCCGAAUAUUUAGCCAGCGAUGGAAAAGACCCUUCCGUAAUUGACGUGUAG
Messenger RNA from Nicotiana tabacum (common tobacco), 531 nucleotides. Lineage: Eukaryota; Viridiplantae; Streptophyta; Magnoliopsida; Solanales; Solanaceae. The record is from RefSeq and is a predicted model, not a curated record.